This is a messenger RNA of Ectocarpus sp. CCAP 1310/34, 474 nucleotides long. Lineage: Eukaryota; Phaeophyceae; Ectocarpales; Ectocarpaceae. The record is from the annotation of a GenBank genome assembly.
AUGGGGAUCGCCGUCGAGAAGUACCCGGAGCUCUUGGCCGUCGUCGACGCCAUGCUGCCUGAGGGAACCGAGAGGGAGGAUGAUGGCCUCGGGGAUGAUGGCGGUGGAACAGAGGGAGGUCGGGGGGAAACCCCCGACGCCUUGCGGUGCGCAAGCGCCAAGCGCAAGGGCCAAGAGCUCCGCACAGAUGUACGCCAGCAAACAAAAAAGCUCAACCAGGCGAAAAAGAAAGCGGAUGCUCAGGCGGUGACCGACAAGGCCAUGACAGAUGCCAUGGCCAAGAUCACUCCUGCCAUGCAGGACCUUGUCCCCAAGGCCUCCUCUGCCCGCCUGGAGGCGGAAGAGGCUGAGAGCUUGUCCCUGAAACUCCAAGCGUCGGCGGACCUGACGGAUAGUUAUUUGAAAAUCAGCAAGCUGCUAUCCGACGAGAAGAAGAAGGGGGAAGAUGCCGACGAAUGGUUGAUCGGGCAAUGA